CAGAAGAUUGACGUCACGUCGUCUGACGUCAUAUGAAAUUCAGUGUAAGCGGCAGAAAACGGUGAAGUGAAUUGGACAAAAAUGAAUAUUGUAAUAAUCCUUGCGGUGUUGUGUGCCAGCAGCUGGGGCAAGGACAGUUAUAAUAGGGCAUUUCUUAAUUCUGCACAAUGUGGAAAAUACAUGGAUGCUGGAUGUAAACAGGUGGAUGCCAAGAUGCGAAAAGCUAAUACGACGUUGCUAUAUUCGCACAUAUUAGACACCAACAUGUGCAGCACUUUGAUACCGUAUGCAAUGUGCGUCACCAACGGCUGUCUGCAAACCGACAACGAAAUGAAGAUACGCAUGCAGAGCAUCGUAGACCAAUGCAACAAGCUGAGCAAACGUUAUUUGUGCCCUGAGGAUUACGGGUGUUCGGCGGCCGCUUUCGAGAUAGUUGUCACACUGCAACAAAGGAAACAUAACUCGCUUAAAGUGCUACAAGAGUUAGGACUGUGCGGUGCUAUUAUAAAAAUUUAUCGGUGUGUCCAUGUCGGCUGUUUCCCCAAACUGUUUCAAAAUAGCACUGAACAUUUUGCCAAGGUAAUGGAAGUCUGUGAUAAAAGACAUGACCUGAAAGUUCUGCCUGCCUCAGAUGCCACCAGCGUCUCCGCGUUCGUCGUUUUGGUGCUCCUUGGAGCCAUGGCUUUCCUCUUCCAAUAGAUAUAUUGGGAAGUAUGACGUUUGCCCUGUGUGUUUCCCAAGGAAUGUGACAAAACGUCUAAGCAACUGGUACACAGUGGAACAUGACAACGUCAAUUUCAACCUUGCAGCAAACGUUUAUUUAACUUAGUUUUGCCUUUAUCUCUUUAUCUCUGUUAUAAAUUAGCUUUCAUAUUAAUUAUUAAAUAGAUACAUAAACUGCACAAUUUUGUUUCUCGCACACACGUUAUGUUUUUCAAUUAUUUAACCAAAAGGUUAACAUAUAUUUAUACAUGCAUGCUUUCAUCUGUGUCUCUCUCUCUGUCUCUCUCUCUCUCUGUCUGUCUCUCUCUCUGUCUCUCUGUCUCUCUCUCUGUCUCUCUGUCUCUCUCUCUCUCUCUCUCUCUCUCUCUCUCUCUCUCUCUCUCUCAAUAAAAAUAUAAAUGUAUAUAAUAUAUCGCUGCUGCUACUGGAUCAAGAAAAGUGCCCCCCCUUCCUACGCCAGUUGACUCUAUCUUUAAACUACCCCCAACACACACUUGCGCGCGCACACAUACACACACACACACACACAUACACUCUCUCUCUCUAAAUAAUAUAUAUAAAUAUAAAUGUAUAUAAUAUAUAGCUGCUGCUACUGGAUCAAGAAAAGUGCCCCCCCCCCCCCCCCCCGCCCCGCGCCCUUCCUACGCUAGUUGACUCUAUCUUUAAAGUACCCCCAACACACUUGCACGCGCUCACACACACAUAAACACUCACUCUCUCUCUCUCUCUCUCUCUCUCUCUCUCUCUCUCUCUCUCUCUCUCUCUCUCUCUCUCUCUCUCUCUCUCUCUCUCUCUCUCUCUCACACACACACACACGCAUACACUUACCUUCUCAAUCUCUUGGAUCUGCGCCUGGCUCUGGUUGUAAUUAUCUUAAUGUAACAAUUAUUAUCAGCUUUUGUUUAUUGAAAUAAAAUUGGUUUUGCCAUU
This is a messenger RNA of Gigantopelta aegis, 1653 nucleotides long. RefSeq lists its product as uncharacterized. The record is from RefSeq and is a predicted model, not a curated record. The coding region runs from base 82 to 699 and encodes 205 amino acids. NCBI's taxonomy places the organism in Eukaryota, Metazoa, Mollusca, Gastropoda, Neomphalida, Peltospiridae. The transcript has 8 exons.